Messenger RNA from Cucurbita pepo subsp. pepo (vegetable marrow), 1418 nucleotides. NCBI's taxonomy places the organism in Eukaryota, Viridiplantae, Streptophyta, Magnoliopsida, Cucurbitales, Cucurbitaceae. The record is from RefSeq and is a predicted model, not a curated record.
AUCUGAUUAGCCAUUUAGAUUGUCUUAGAUGUAUGUAUGUAUGUAUGAGGAUCAUCUGAAUUGGUUCUGGGUAUUCAUUAUACAAUAUACUUCCUAAGACCAUCAUAUUUGGCUUAUAUGGUGAAGAUAAGGUUGAUGGUUUUAAUAUGCUGCAGGGUUUUGAUGACGCCAAAGCUUCUGUAGAAAUGGAGCCAAAACCUGCCAGCGUGUAGCGACAAUCCUCCAAAAGCCGCCAUUAGAGACGCAUGGUAUCCACCGACUUACCAUCUUCAUCCCGAUGACAGGUUUUACUCUAAACGCUUCAUCUUGAGAAAUGUGCAGCAAAUUUUGGUAUGUUCUCUUGAGUCUAUUUCUUGUAUCAUUGAAGCUUGGUUACUUGCCACUGCAACCCUCUCAGAUAAGCAACAUUCAUUCACAUGUCACAAUCAUGUCUCCUACCCAACCGCUUCAUUUUUUUCCUUUUUUCUUUUUUUUCUUUUCCUCCCUUAAUCUCUCGUUUGUUGAGAACAUGAAAAGUAUAAAGCUUUUCGACGUGUUUUAUUUUUCCAAUACUGUUGAAGCUAAACUUUAUUAUCAUCCACUUCACAUUCUCCAUAGGCACUGUUUCCCAAGGACAACCUCCUCUCCCUCCCUCUCUCUCUCUCUCUCUCUCUCUCUCUCUCUCUCUCUCUCCCCGAAGCCCAAGUAAGAAAAAGUCUUCUUGUGUUCCACCUUCACACCACAACCGAGAGAGCUUACGAACUGGCCUCAGAAAUUGGUGAAGCUGACUGUUUUCUAAGGCAGCUACAAUGGCAGAACACCAAAAACGCCCUGUUGGGCAUGGAUUGGAAGUAGUAGAUGAUUCACGCCAUGAGAAGGCUUUAUUAAGAGCAUUUGAUCAAAAUGGGGUUUCGAGAAACUCAUCAAAAGACGGUCCCAGUUGGAGAGUUGAACCUUGUGAAGUUGAGAAGAUCAGUAGAAGACUGAGCCUUCUUGAAGAAGAUACUAGAGCUAUGAAGAAAGCUUUGUUUGAGAGUUUGGAGGAAAGAAGAAAUCUGGUGUAUGAGAUAAACCAGCAAUUUCAGAGCAUAAGCAAACACCAUCAACUCUGUAACGAGGUAGCUGAAGAUCAUGAUGAGACACUCCAACUCCCUGAGGAAUGGAGAAGUGGUGUUGGCCUAUCACAAAUCUUUCACCACCAACCAAAUAUAUCUCUCGUCUUCAAACAUUUCAAACCAAAUUUGUUGGCAUUCACUGAUUAUCUUCCAACAGAAAAAUGAUCUAUUUGGAGAGACUCGAAGAAUGUAAGUAUUCCGAGUUCGUCUUUUAACCAAUUGAGCUAUAUUUAGGCUGGCUAUUACAGUGAAAUGAAUUCAUCUUCAUCUUUGAUGUAAUUUUUCAUCUUCAUCUUUGAUGUAAUUUUACGGCACGUGANUUUU